This is a messenger RNA of Lathyrus sativus (Indian pea), 528 nucleotides long. Lineage: Eukaryota; Viridiplantae; Streptophyta; Magnoliopsida; Fabales; Fabaceae. The record is from the annotation of a GenBank genome assembly.
AUGUUCCAAUCAUCUUUGUUUCCUAGAGUUCUCCUAUGUAAUAUUAGAAUUAAAUGUCUUGUCUCAAUUUUAUGGAGCUAUGUUUUCCAUUAUAUGAAAUGUUGCAUCAUCACUCUUGCAAGUUAUUAUUACUCUAAUCCUGAACUUGCAGUGAAGCAGGACUUAGACAAUAGCAUUCAAAGUGGUGUGAGACUGUGCAAAGAAGAAAUCAUUGAUGUGAUGGAAAAGCUGGGAUUACGAGAGGAGCUCGAUGGGGUUGCUAUAGAGGAAUUUGGUGAUGAGGAAGAGAUUAGUAAUAUGUUUGAAAAUGGGGUUAGUUUGGAAGAGGUGGAAGAAGCUUUCAAUGUGUUUGAUGAAAACAAAGAUGGGUUCAUAGAGGCUGUUGAGUUGCAAAGGGUGUUGUGUUGUUUGGGAUUUCAGAGAGACUUUGUGGAAUGUCAGAAAAUGAUUAAUGCUGUUGAUCAAAAUGGAGAUGAAUUAAUUGAUCUCCAUGAGUUUGUGAAGUUGAUGGAACUGAGUUUCUUUUAA